Hypoxylon trugodes is the source of this 1677-nucleotide messenger RNA. RefSeq lists its product as uncharacterized. NCBI's taxonomy places the organism in Eukaryota, Fungi, Ascomycota, Sordariomycetes, Xylariales, Hypoxylaceae. The transcript has 7 exons. The record is from RefSeq and is a predicted model, not a curated record. Bases 1 to 1677 code for a protein of 558 amino acids.
AUGAAGAAACGUAUUGUAGUAUGUUGCGAUGGCACUUGGCAGAACUCGGACAAUGGCUACGUUAAACCAACUGCCUCCAACCCCAUCCCAACCCUCCAGAUCCCAUCGAACGUAACACGAAUCUCCAGAGCUUUCAAAAGGAACUGUUCAGAUGAAACUUUUCAAAUUAUAUAUUACCACUCCGGCGUCGGUUCGGGGUCCGACUUUUUCAACAGGAUUAUGGGUGGUGCAUUUGGCAUUGGUAUAGCAGAGAACAUCCGCGAAGCCUAUGCUUACAUCUGCGCGAACUAUGUUGACGGAGACGAAAUCAUUCUCAUCGGCUUCAGUCGCGGGGCUUUCACUGCGCGAUCCAUUGGUGGAAUGAUAUCUGACUUAGGCCUUCUCACUCGCGAAGGCAUGGAGUUUUUCUACCCCGUCUUUAAAGACAUGCAGAAUUGGAUGAAUCAAGAUUACAAGGAUCAGUUCCCUGAGAUACCGUUCCCAGACAAGCCAAAGGGACCGCAUGCUGCUGAAGAAUACCGGAAGAAGCUUGUAGAGAAAGGAUACACCCGUGUACAUCAGGAUAAAGGCCGAGGAGACUUGAUUAAGGUGAAAGCUAUCGGCGUAUGGGAUACUCAUGCAUUCCAUGCUCUAGCGCUUGACGAACACCGGCGCCCAUUUAGUCCGACUCUCUGGGAACGGCAACCGGAGUUUCGUGACACCUCAGAUCUUCGACAAGUCUGGUUUCCCGGUUCCCAUGGAAAUGUGGGAGGUGGCUGGGCAGAUCAAGGUGUUGCUAAUAUCGCCCUUGCCUGGAUGAUGGACCAACUUUCUUCUGUUGGCUGUGAAUUCGUAGACGAUGCCAUCGAAAGACUAUACGAUCGCAACGUCCAAUAUUACCACAGCCUAAAACCCCCACGGACAAAGCGCGAAAAAUGCGCCAAAUGCUGCUGUGGCGCCUGCGCAGCCAUCCGUCGGAAAUUGCCCCAGCCGUGGGCCGCGAUGCCGAUCUUCGACAGCAAUAAGCCCAUUCGUCCGUGGUCGUUACACGGUAUCCAAGCAGUCAAAAGCCCAAUCUACGAUAUCGCUGGAAGCGUCACUCGUUCGCCGGGCAUGUACAAGAAGACCAACCCGGAUACCGGUCGUCCUUUAAAAGCCUUUCUUAAGGAUACGAACGAGCGCAUCCACAGUUCAGUCCGAGUUCGUCUUGCGUGCGAGGGCUUGGGGCUAAAUGACUCGGAUGUCUGGGAAUGUCCCGCUUUAUUAAAGUUGUGGCGUCCUCGUCGUGUAGCACAGAAUUUCGAUGAUCCCGUGCCUAAGCAUGCUAGUUGGGGGCCGCAAGCUGACAGUGAUAGCAGAGGGGAUUUAAGUGAUGCUACUAACAGAUCUACAGCGGAUGCCAACGGUGUAUCGGAUAAAAUUAUCUACAGCGCGGCACAGAAUGGAAAUGGUCAGCUGGACAACCCAUUCGAAGACCGCUGGGUCUGGGAGUAUAUAGGGUCUGAUGUUGGCGCCCCCUUUGUUCGGACAUUAGUGGAGGAGAACCUUGGUCCUUGGGAGAGACAUCUGCUGGCUUUAUCGGCGGGUAAAGUGCAAGUGUAUGAAUUUGCAGACGCUCGAGAUGCUAGCUCGUUUAAAGCUAUCCAAAAGAGGGCUCAAAGGAAAAAGGCGAAAAAGUUGAAUAAGUCGAGUCCAUGA